GUUCAGGGUGUUUCAGAUCAAUCUUUUUACAGACAUUUUAAGAGUUACUAUCGUGGGCUUUUCAGUGAACCGAUGAAGAAAAUGUUUCUCAAAUUACUUUUGCUCUGUUUGUGUUUGUGGCGUCUGGUUGGUGUGUUUGGUGAUGAUGAAGUGAAGUCAGUGUUAAUGUCGGAAGGAGAUUCAGUCACUCUAAACUCUCGUCUUACUGAAAUUAAGGAUGAUGAUGUGAUUCAGUGGAGGUUUAAAAACAAUUUAUUGGCUGAAAUCAACAUAACGUCUGACAGCUUCACUGUAUAUGAUGAUGUUCUUGAUGGGAGAUUCAGAGACAGACUGAAGCUGAACAAUCAAACUGGAUCUCUGACCAUCACAAACACCAGAAUUGAACAUACUGGAGAUUAUCAACUAAAGAUCAACAGUCUGAUCAAACCCUUUACUCUUAUUCUUCAGUAUGGUGCAACUGUUGAAAUAUUAGUGAUGGAGGGAGAUUCAGUCACUCUGAACUCUGAUCUUACUGAAAUGAAGGAUGUUGAUCUGAUUCAGUGGAGGUUUUGGAUUGAAAACACUUUAAUAGCUGAAAUCAAUAAACGGGCCGACAGAAUCGCUGUAUAUGAUGAUGUUCCUGAUGGGAACUUCAGAGACAGACUGAAACUGGACAAUCAAACUGGAUCUCUGACCAUCACAAACACCAAAAUUGAACAUACUGGACGUUAUGAAUUACAGAUCAACUAUAUGAGGGUUGAAUUCUUUCUCACUGUCAUUGAUGAACUGGAGUCAGUGUCAGUGAAGAAGGGAGAUUCAGUCACUCUAAACUCUGGUUGUACUGAAAUGAAGAAUGAUGUGAUUCAGUGGAGGUUUGGAAAUGAAAACACUGUAAUAGCUGAAAUGGAUGCAACUGAAGACAGCUUCACUGUAUAUAAUGAUGUUCUUGAUGGGAGAUUCAGAGACAGACUGAAGCUGGACGAUCAAACUGGAUCUCUGACCAUCACAAACAUCACAACUGAAUAUGCUGGAGAUUAUAAACUACUAAGAUUUUUAACAAGAUUCUCAUCAAAAUCAUUCAAUGUUUCUGUCUACGACUCUGUCCACUGUUGUGGUUCUACUGAAGCUGUGAUCCGAUUGGUCCUCUCUGCUCUGGUGGGCGUGGCUACUGUCAUUCUUGUGGUUUAUGACAUCAGAUCCAGAAGAGCUGAACGAGAUCAAGCACAGAUUCACACAUCAGAACUAUAUUUUCAUCUUUUUCAGAAAGAAAUGAAACCUAAAGCUGAACGCUGAACGCUAAAGGUUCUUCAAGUGUGUUUUUUAAGUGUUUUUGUCAUAAUUACUUAAGAUGAUUUAAGCUUCUGCUCUCUCUUUCAGUGUAAGAUUUUUAAAAAUCCAAUUUGAAAGGCUUUAUUGUUUAUAUUUCGCUCCGAUACAAAAUAAAAAAAUUAAUAAAGAGACACACAUAUCUCACUUUACUACUUUGUCAUAUGUAUUUGCUUGCCUUUAUUAAUAAAGUUUUCUCACUCUGA
Molecule: messenger RNA, 1511 nt
Organism: Ctenopharyngodon idella (grass carp)
Lineage: Eukaryota; Metazoa; Chordata; Actinopteri; Cypriniformes; Xenocyprididae
Exons: 6
Coding region: 73-1272 (399 amino acids)
Source: RefSeq, a predicted model, not a curated record